GCAAAGUGCGUGCUCUCAAGACAGAGGCACACGCUUGUUUCGGUUUGUUGUCUUGGUGGAGGAAGAAUAGCAGAGCUAAGUUGAAACUACAGAAAGUCUAUAGUUUCCAUACAGGUAGAAGUUUGAACUUUGGACAGACAGAAAUCUAUGGAUUAACAAAAUGGCUGAGCCCAUCAUCAAAUCGAGACAAGCACAAAAAGAAGUCAACGGAAUUUUCACAGAAGUCGUCUGCACAGAGUUCAGUAAUUACAUAUUUGUGACCCUCACCCAGUACGGCAAAAUUGGGACAUUGAUUUUGGUCACACCUGACUCCCGAUCUAAUGAUAUCAGCACCCCCACAUUCUCCACCAAAGUGCUGCUGGGCAAAGAUGAGCCCUUGACUCAUGUCUGUGCCAAAAACCUGACCACGUUCAUAUCUCAAGAAGCCGGAAACAGGCCCGUCUUACUCGGAUUGGCCCUAAAGGAUUCCUCCAUAGACACAAUAAAAGAAAUCAAAGACAUCAUCAAAAGUUGUAAAGUGUGGUAAUGAGUCAAGGCCCCGAAAAUAAUGACGUUAAAUAUAAAGACCUGGUGAAAUAUACGUAUUGGCUCCUACCAGUUUCAUAUUUUGUAAAAUUAUACUAAAUAUAACUUUUUUGUAUUUCAAAAUUCUUUAACUACAUUUUGUAUUAUUUGAAAUGCUCAUAAAUAAAAUGCUUUAAUGGCAAUUUCAAGAUA
This is a messenger RNA of Girardinichthys multiradiatus, 717 nucleotides long. Its product is annotated as proteasome assembly chaperone 3-like. The record is from RefSeq and is a predicted model, not a curated record. The transcript has 3 exons. Bases 161 to 526 code for a protein of 121 amino acids. Gene Ontology annotation, biological process: proteasome assembly. Lineage: Eukaryota; Metazoa; Chordata; Actinopteri; Cyprinodontiformes; Goodeidae.